Messenger RNA from Arachis duranensis, 3486 nucleotides. RefSeq lists its product as uncharacterized. The transcript is spliced from 10 exons. The record is from RefSeq and is a predicted model, not a curated record. Gene Ontology annotation, molecular function: DNA helicase activity. Lineage: Eukaryota; Viridiplantae; Streptophyta; Magnoliopsida; Fabales; Fabaceae. Bases 1 to 3486 code for a protein of 1161 amino acids. Gene Ontology annotation, biological process: DNA repair; telomere maintenance.
AUGAAAUUGCUUGGUCAUAAGAGGCGCCGGAUCACCGUGUCGCUGACCCCAUCCGGCCGCGAAAAUGUUAAUCCCAACACACGGGUUCAUGAGUCCCUCCAACAGGAUAUCGGCCACCUCCAAAAAUUCCCCCUCACUGUUGCUACACGCCAAGGUUCCUCACCAUGGAACGUCGACACGUCCCGUGACAAACACCUUCGUCAUGUAACACCUACGACUCUGCUUGGCCAUUCGCAUUUCUCCUCGUCUUCAUCUUUUCAUAUGGCUCGGACUAGCGAUGACCAACUAGAAGCUUUCACUGCAUCUUCCAUUGAACCAGAUGUUUGGUCUAUCGGGCAACCCACCCAAAGUUGUGUUUUCUGUGGGGCAAAAAUGUGGGUUCACGAGCGCCUUGCGAAAGGUGGAGCCAAUAACACUAUAUUAUUUUCUAUUUGUUGUAUGAGUGGAAAGGUCACUCUCCCUUUGUUGCCGGUUCCACCACCAUUGUUGUGGGUGUUGUUGAAUGGUGAUGAUCAACGAGCUUUGCAUUACCAGAAACAUAUCAGGGCCUUUAAUGGUAUGUUUUCGUUCACAUCUAUGGCUGGAAAGAUUCAUUUGUUGCCACAGCAGUCCAGCAAGCCCAAGUUUGCUCAGCUCUACUUUUAUGAUACAAAAAAUGAAGUCCAGAAUCGGAUUAAUACAAUUGGCGUGUCUAAUCAAGACCCAGCUAUUGAUCAUACCAUUGUUGCGGAUCUAACCAGCGUGCUUGACUUCAACAACUCUCUUGCUAAGUGCUUCCGAUAUGCUAGGCAAAGGUUCACUGAAGAUUCAACGACUCCGCUGCAGCUUCGUCUUAUCAAGAAGAGGAAUACCGAUGGUAGAAGAUACAAUCUGCCAUCAGCGUCUGAAGUUGCUGCUCUUAUUGUAGGUGAUUUUGAUGCCGACAACCUUUCUAGGGAUGUUGUCAUUCAGACACAUUCGAACCUUCUUAAACGGAUUGAUGUUAAUCAUCCGCAGUAUCUUGCACUACAAUACCCCUUGCUUUUUCCGUACGGAGAAGAUGGUUUUCGGAGUGAUAUCUUAAUAUCUGAUGAAAGAUCUAAGCAGCAGUUACAUAAGCGAGAAUCAAUUAGCAUGAGGGAGUUCUUGUCUUUUCGUAUCCAAAUGAGAUCGAAUGAGUCGCAAGUGCUUCUCAAAUCAAGACGUUUGUUCCAACAAUUCUUGGUUGAUAGUUACACUAUGGUCGAAGCGGAAAGAUUACAGUAUCACAGGUUCCACCAGAGCAAGUUUCAUUCCCAUCAACUGCAAGGCCUUCACGAGUGUCUAAUACAGGGUGAAACACAAGCUGCAAGAACUGGAAAACGAGUUAUCUUGCCAUCUUCAUUUGUUGGUGGUCCCCAAUACAUGUACAACAAUUGCAAAGAUGCAUUUGCUAUUGGCAGGUAUGUCGGAUACCCUAGCUAUUUCAUUACCAUCACAUGUAACCCAGAAUGGACCAAUAUUAAAGAUUGCAUUGCGGCAUAUUCAUUAAAGCCAAGUGAUAGGCCAGAUAUCAUAUCAAGGGUUUUCAAGAUCAAGUUAGAUGUGUUGCUCAAAGACUUAAAGGAUGGGUCCAUAUUCGGAAAGCCUAAAGGAAUUGAAUUCCAAAAGCGUGGUCUGCCCCAUUGUCAUAUUUUAUUGUUUGUUCAACCAGCCAAGAAGCCUCGAUCAUCUGUGGAUAUUGACCAUCAUAUAUCGGCUGAGAUCCCCGACGAACACACACAACCUAAGCUGUAUAAACGGUCGGAUAAUGGUCGUUCAACAACCAAGAGGAAUGUUAAUCUCGACAAUAGGUUUGUUGUCCCAUACAAUGCAACAUGGCUCCUUAAGUAUGGCUGCCACAUAAAUGUUGAGUAUACUUGCCAGACGUCUGCAAUUAAGUAUUUGUUCAAGUAUGUCCACAAAGGUAAUGAUCGUGUCACAGCUUCGUUCUUUCGCUCACAUGAUUCAGCUGGUUCUGAUGUCACUGUUGAUGAAAUACAGAACUACUAUGAUUGUCGGUAUAUAUCUGCAUGUGAGGCAUCCUGGCGGCUAUUCGGCUUUGAGAUUCAGUACAAAGAGCCUAACGUCAUCCGCCUACCUUUCCAUCUUCCAAAUGAACAAAAUGUUCUGUACGAAGAUUACCAGCUUAUUGAGAAUGUUAUCGACGCUGCGGUCUCAAAGGACAGUAUGUUUAUUGGUUGGUUUAAGGCUAACAAGAAUUUUGAUCUGGCCCGUACGCUUACUUACGCGGAGAUGCCAUCACUUUUUGUUUGGGACAAGCGGGGGUAUAUGUGGAGGCCACGGAAGCAAGGGAACGUGAUAGGUCGACUCACACAUAUUCCUCACUCGCAUGGAGAGGAGUACUUCCUUCGUUUGUUAUUGAAUUAUCAAAAAGGGUGCCAGACAUUUGCUGAUGUCCAUUCGGUUGGUGGAAUUGUGUACGAUACAUUCAAAGAGGCCUGUUAUGCCCUAGGGUUAUUGCAGGAUGAUAGGGAAUUUAUUGAUGCACUUAAUGAAGCCAGUGCGUGGGCAUCGCCGAAUUAUUUCAGGAGGUUGUUUGCAAUGCUUUUGAUGUCGAACAACAUUGUGCGUCCUGACAUGGUGUGGGAGAAAUGUUGGCAACAUUGCGUGGACAACUCGCUUCUUUCUGGAAGACAUAACUUAGGUUUCCAGUGUUCUGUUCGUGAGAUUAAGUCCAUCACGCUUGCCGAAAUUGAGAAACUGUUGCAGCCAAAUGGUCGGAGCCUGAAUGAAUUUCCUGACAUGCCGUUUCCUGAUUAUGCUGGUUUACCUGAACCUUCUGACUCAAUUUUUUUUGACGAGCUUAAUUUCGACAGGACAGAAUUGGCGAGUAUCGCCGUGGAUUUGAUUUCCCGGUUGAAUCGGGACCAGCGUGUAGCGUUUGACACAAUAGCAACUGCAGUUCAUCAUGACACUGGUGGUUUCUUCUUUGUCUGUGGUUAUGGUGGAACUGGUAAGACCUUUCUAUGGAAUGCACUGUCUGCUUCGAUAAGGUCUAAGGGUGAUAUUGUCCUCAAUGUUGCAUCUAGUGGCAUUGCAGCUCUGUUGUUGCCUAAUGGACAAACUGCUCAUUCACGCUUUAAGGUUCCGCUUAGUGUUAACCAGGACUCUAUUUGUAAUAUCAGGCAAGGCACACCCCUCGCGCGUCUUAUUUCAUCUGCAAAAUUAGUUAUAUGGGAUGAAGCACCUAUGUUAAAUAAAUUUUGCUUCGAAGCGCUGGACAAAUGCCUUAAGGAUGUUCUUCGAUUUGAUCGUGGAUAUAAUCCUCAUGCUCCAUUUGGUGGAAAAAUUGUUGUUCUAGGAGGUGAUUUCCAUCAAAUUUUGCCUGUGAUUCCUCGUGGUUCCCGGGAAGAGAUCUUUCAUUCGUGUAUUAAUGCUUCAAACCUGUGGCAAUCUUGCCAAGUGUUGCAGUUAACUGAAAACAUGAGACUUUCCCGUGGUUCACGAGAUAUACACGGUGUAUAA